Molecule: messenger RNA, 510 nt
Organism: Cladocopium goreaui
Lineage: Eukaryota; Dinophyceae; Suessiales; Symbiodiniaceae
Source: the annotation of a GenBank genome assembly
AUGGCAAGGACAUUCAAAUGGGCAAAGGAUGCCUACGAAAGCUAUGAGCACAGCUAUGGAGUCAUGGCAAUGACAGAUAGCCUUGUGGACAGGCUUUGCAAUGAGAACAAGACGCUGAGAGGUGAAGUCAAUGAGAUGAAGAAUCAGAUCGCCGAGCUACAGAGAGGUGCAGAAUCAGAGGCAGCAACCUUUGACCCAACUGUGCCUGUUUCCGAAGCACCUGGUGAGCUGACAAGGAUUCACGAUACUCUUAGACAGGAGUUGAAUUCCUUUCUUGCCAGAGAGAACUGGGAAGAAGCAGCUGAGAUUCAACGGUGCAUCAUGAUGGUUUUGGACAGUCUGAACAUUGGACAACCCCUGGAACGAGGAGCGAGAAUCAGGUUAUACCAACAACUUGGAGAUCGACUGGAGCAUGUAGCUGAUCGCCAAAGAGUCAGCAAUGAAGCUUUGAUUGCAGAAAGAUUUCAAAGAUAUGCCAACGAAUUGAGGGAGAACGCAUUUGCUGAAUGA